Pseudopipra pipra is the source of this 13601-nucleotide messenger RNA. RefSeq names its product ATP binding cassette subfamily A member 1 (gene ABCA1). Gene Ontology annotation, cellular component: membrane; intracellular membrane-bounded organelle. The record is from RefSeq and is a predicted model, not a curated record. The coding region runs from base 441 to 7229 and encodes 2262 amino acids. Lineage: Eukaryota; Metazoa; Chordata; Aves; Passeriformes; Pipridae. Gene Ontology annotation, molecular function: phosphatidylcholine floppase activity; ATP hydrolysis activity; ABC-type transporter activity. The transcript is spliced from 50 exons. Gene Ontology annotation, biological process: phospholipid efflux; transmembrane transport.
AAGGAGUUGGUGUAAACUCUGUGACAUGACCUAGGUGAUUUUUGAAGAGGAAAGCACUUCUCUGUGAAUGACUCUUUAAACGGAAUAGGAAACUUUGUGUCCUGUAUUCGUUUGGCAAAUAGGAGAGAAAUGUCCUCUGUGGGGAGAUUAUGAAAGACCUGCUUUUAGUGUUUGUGUGGCUCCACUGAUAAUGAUCCUGUGUCCCAGGCAGAAGGCUCUAGGUUCAAAGCUCAAACCUCCACUGCUGAUCCUGCAUUGGUUGUGAUUGCUACAGAGUCCAGCCGUGCUUAACCCAGGAGAUGGACGUGUGAGAUCUGCAGGUUUUAUUCUAAUCUCUGCUUUUGUGUGCUUGUGGCCCCAGUUAAUGCCUGGCCACAAACAUCUGUGCUGUGUACUGCUGCUGCUGCACAAAGGAAGCUUCUAGGCUUUACUUAGGGAAGAUGGCUUUCUGGACGCAGCUGGGAUUGCUGCUAUGGAAGAACUUCACCUACAGAAGAAGACAGACUUUCCAGCUGCUGAUCGAAGUUGCCUGGCCCCUGUUUAUCUUCUUCAUCCUGAUCUCUGUAAGACUUUCAUAUCCGCCCUACGAGCAGCAUGAAUGUCAUUUUCCAAAUAAAGCUAUGCCUUCAGCAGGCACCUUGCCAUGGAUACAGGGGAUCAUCUGCAAUGCCAACAACCCUUGUUUCCGCUACCCGACUCCUGGGGAAUCCCCUGGUAUUGUUGGAAACUUCAAUGCCUCCAUUGUCUCCCGCCUGUUCUCAGAUGCCAAGAGGUUACUGUUGUACAGCCAACAGGACACAAGUAUAAAGGAUGUCCAGAAGGUCCUGGGAAAACUACGCAAGUUGGGAAACUCCUCUGGCUUAGACCUGAAACUUCGGGAUUUCCUGGUUGACAAUGAGACAUUCUCAGACUUCCUCCACCAUAAUGUGUCCAUGCCAUCAUCUGCAGUAGAGGAGUUACUGAAUGCAGGGGUCAACCUCCAGCAGGUCAUCGUGUCUGGUUAUCGAAUGCGACUGCGAGAUCUCUGCAAUAACUCAACGUCAUCCGAAUAUCUUAAAAUCCAAAAUCAGACGGUGGCCAUGGACUCUGAAGCCUUAAUUUGCACCUUGUCAAAGGAAAAACUCCAUGCAGCUGAGCAAGCCUUCCGUGCUAACCUGAAUCCUUUGAAGCCCCUUCAGAGACAACUUUCUUUCAAUUCCUCCUUGUGGGAUCUAUCAGAAACUGUGGAAACUUUGAGAGAAAGCAUUGGGAAGCUUGUUAAAGAGUUGCUGACUAUGAGGAGCUGGAGUGACAUGAGGCAAGAGGUGAUGUUCCUGACCAACGUGAACGCCUCAGACUCCUCUACACAGAUCUACCAGGCUGUGUCACGCAUCGUGUGCGGCCACCCUGAAGGUGGAGGGCUCAAAAUUAAAUCCCUUAACUGGUAUGAGGACAACAAUUACAAAGCACUGUUUGGAGGCAACAGCACUGAAGAUGAUGUAAUUAACUUCUAUGAUAACUCCACAACACCCUACUGCAAUGAGCUAAUGAAGAACCUGGAAUCCAGCCCGCUUUCCAGGAUUAUCUGGAGGGCUUUGAAACCCUUGCUGAUUGGGAAGAUCUUGUACACUCCAGACACACCAGCUGUAAGGAAGGUCAUGUCUGAGGUGAACAGGACAUUCCAGGAGCUGGGUGUGUUUCGUGACCUCGGGGGAAUGUGGGAGGAGAUAAGCCCAAAGAUUUGGACAUUUAUGGAAAGUAGUCAGGAAAUGGAUCUCGUUCGGACGCUGCUGAAAGGCAAAGCCCUCUGGGACCUGCACUUGCCAGCGUCCAACUGGACAGUGGAGGACGUUGCCCGUUUCCUGUCAAACCAUCCGGAGGACUUUGGGGCAGAAGAUGGCUCUGUGUAUACCUGGGUGGAUGCCUUCAAUGAGACAGACCGGGCUAUCCAGACCAUCUCCCGCUUCAUGGAGUGUGUCAACUUGGACAAACUGGAGCCUGUGGCCACAGAAGUCCGGCUUAUAAACAAGUCCUUGGAACUUCUGGAUCAAAGGAGGUUCUGGGCUGGCAUAGUCUUCAAUGAAAUAGCUCCUGACAGCACAGACCUCCCUCAACAUGUGAAAUACAAGAUACGCAUGGACAUUGAUAAUGUGGAAAGGACCAACAAGAUCAAGGAUGGGUACUGGGAUCCUGGUCCCCGUGCUGACCCCUUUGAGGACAUGCGCUAUGUCUGGGGAGGCUUUGCCUAUCUGCAGGAUGUGGUGGAACAGGCUAUCAUCAGGGUGCAGACAGGCACGGAGAAGAAGACAGGAGUUUAUGUGCAGCAGAUGCCCUACCCGUGUUAUGUGGAUGACAUAUUUCUGCGUGUCAUGAGCCGCUCCAUGCCCCUCUUCAUGACACUAGCCUGGAUCUAUUCAGUGGCUGUGAUAAUUAAGGGUAUUGUGUAUGAGAAGGAAGCCCGGCUGAAAGAGACAAUGAGGAUUAUGGGACUUGACAAUGGCAUCCUUUGGUUAAGCUGGUUCAUUAGCAGCCUAGUCCCUCUCCUGAUGAGUGCAGGACUGCUGGUGCUGAUCCUGAAGAUGGGGAAUCUGCUGCCUUACAGCGACCCUAGUGUGGUGUUUGUUUUCCUCUCGAUCUUCGCCAUUGUGACCAUCCUGCAGUGCUUCCUCAUCAGCACAGUGUUCUCCAGGGCCAACCUGGCAGCUGCCUGUGGGGGCAUUGUCUAUUUCACCCUGUACCUGCCUUACGUGCUGUGUGUUGCCUGGCAGGACCACAUCAGCUUCUCACUCAAGAUUUUUGCGAGCCUGCUGUCUCCAGUAGCCUUUGGUUUUGGUUGUGAGUACUUUGCACUGUUUGAGGAGCAGGGUGUUGGUGUUCAGUGGGACAACUUCUUUGAGAGCCCAUUGGAAGAAGAUGGCUUUAGCAUCACCACAUCUGCCGUCAUGAUGCUCUUUGAUACGUUCCUGUAUGGAGUCAUGACCUGGUACAUCGAAUCUGUCUUCCCAGGCCAGUAUGGGAUUCCCAGACCCUGGUACUUUCCUUUCACAAAGUCGUAUUGGUUUGGUGAGGAACCACAGGACAGGCAGCAGCCUCAUCCUGAUCAGAAGGGGUCUUCAGAGGUCUGCAAGGAGGAAGAGCCGGUGCAUUUGAGUCUUGGUGUUUCCAUCCAGAACCUGGUCAAGGUUUAUCGUGAUGGCAAGAAAGUUGCUGUAGAUGGUCUCACACUGAACUUCUACGAAGGACAAAUCACCUCCUUUCUGGGACAUAAUGGAGCAGGGAAAACCACUACCAUGUCCAUCUUGACUGGCUUGUUCCCCCCAACUUCGGGUACAGCCUUCAUCCUGGGCAAAGAUAUCCGCUCUGAGCUCAGCGCCAUCAGGCAGAACCUGGGUGUAUGUCCACAACACAACGUGCUGUUUGACUUGCUGACUGUGGAGGAGCACAUCUGGUUCUAUGCUCGGCUCAAAGGGCUGCCGGAAAAGAAGGUGAAAGAGGAGAUGGAGCAGAUGGCAACAGAUGUUGGUUUGCCUCACAAAUUGAAAGCUAGGACAAGCAGACUCUCUGGUGGCAUGCAGAGGAAGCUCUCUGUUGCCUUAGCGUUUGUUGGUGGUUCCAAGGUUGUCAUUCUGGAUGAGCCUACAGCUGGGGUGGAUCCUUAUUCUCGCAGAGGGAUAUGGGAACUGCUUCUGAAGUAUCGGCAAGGUCGCACUAUCAUUCUCUCCACACACCACAUGGAUGAGGCAGACAUUUUGGGGGACCGGAUUGCCAUCAUUUCUCAUGGCAAGCUCUGCUGUGUUGGCUCUUCUCUCUUCCUGAAGAACCACCUGGGAACAGGCUAUUACUUGACCCUGGUCAAGAAGGAUGUGGAUUCCUCUCUGAGCUCCUGCAGAAACAGCAGCAGCACAGUGUCCUAUCUGAAAAAGGAUGACAGUGUUUCCCAGAGCAGCUCUGAUGCUGGCCUUGGCAGUGACCAUGAAAGUGACACACUUACAAUAGAUGUCUCUGCAAUUUCAAAUCUCAUUACAAAACAUGUUUCUGAGGCCAGACUAGUGGAGGACAUUGGCCAUGAAUUAACCUAUGUCUUGCCAUACAAGGCUGCUAAAGAGGGAGCUUUUGUGGAGCUGUUCCAUGAAAUUGAUGACCGUCUUUCUGAUCUUGGCAUUUCCAGCUAUGGCAUCUCUGAAACUACCCUGGAAGAGAUCUUCCUGAAAGUGGCUGAUGAUAGUGGUGUGGAUGCAGAAACCUCAGAUGGGACAUUGCCAGCCAGAAGGAACAGACGUGUGUUUGGAGAUAGACAGAGCUGCCUUCGUCCAUUUACAGAAGAUGAUGCAUUUGAUCCUAAUGAUUCAGACAUAGAUCCAGCAGAAUCCAGAGAGACAGACCUUCUCAGUGGCAUGGAUGGGAAAGGCUCCUACCAAAUGAAGGGCUGGAAGCUCACCCAGCAGCAGUUCAUGGCUCUGUUGUGGAAGAGGAUGCUUAUUGCCAGGAGAAGCCGGAAGGGCUUCUUUGCCCAGAUUGUGCUGCCAGCUGUCUUUGUGUGUAUUGCUCUCAUGUUCAGCCUGAUUGUUCCUCCUUUUGGGAAGUAUCCCAGCCUGGAAUUACAACCCUGGAUGUACGAUGAGCAGUACACUUUUAUUAGCAAUGAUGCUCCUGAAGAUGCAGGCACUCAGAAGCUUUUGGAUGCCCUUCUUGAUAAGCCUGGUUUUGGGACACGCUGUAUGCAGGGACAUUCCAUCCCAGACACUCCUUGCACUGUGGGGCAGAAGGAAUGGACCACUGCUUUGGUCCCGGAGUCAGUCCAGGACAUCUUCUUGAAAGGCAAUUGGAGCAUGGAGAACCCUUCCCCAUCUUGUGAGUGCAGCAAUGAGAAGAUCAAGAAGAUGCUGCCUGUGUGCCCUCCUGGUGCAGGAGGGCUGCCACCGCCACAGCGAGAGCAAGACACUGCUGACAUCCUCCAGAACCUGACAGGCCGCAAUAUAUCAGACUACCUAGUGAAGACCUACGCGCAGAUCAUCGGGAAAAGCUUAAAGAAUAAGGUCUGGGUGAAUGAGUUCAGGUAUGGUGGCUUUUCCUUGGGAGCCAGCAGUUCCCUCGUGCUUCCUCCAAGCCAUGAAGUCACCGAUGCCAUUAAACAGGUGAAGAAAAUCUUUGAGCUAGCACAGGGAAGUUCUGGAGAUCGAUUUCUCAACAGCUUGUCAAGUUUCAUGAAAGGCCUGGAUACAAAGAACAAUGUGAAGGUGUGGUUUAACAACAAGGGCUGGCAUGCCAUUGCAUCCUUCCUGAAUGUGAUCAACAAUGCCAUCCUUCGAGCCAACCUGCAGCAGGGUGAAAACCCCAGUGCCUACGGGAUCACUGCCUUCAAUCACCCUCUGAACCUCACCAAGCAGCAGCUCUCUGAAGUAGCCCUGAUGACCACCUCUGUGGACGUCCUCGUCUCCAUCUGUGUGAUCUUUGCCAUGUCCUUUGUUCCUGCCAGCUUUGUGGUUUUCCUUAUUCAAGAACGUGUCAGCAAGGCCAAACACCUGCAGUUCAUCAGUGGUGUGAAGCCUGUGAUCUACUGGGUGGCCAACUUUGUCUGGGAUAUGUGCAACUACAUUGUUCCAGCCACAUUAGUUGUCAUCAUCUUCAUCUGCUUCCAACAGAAGUCCUAUGUAUCCUCCUCCAACUUGCCUGUGCUGGCUCUCCUUCUGUUUCUCUAUGGGUGGUCCAUCACCCCUCUCAUGUAUCCAGCCUCCUUCGUGUUCAAAAUCCCCAGCACAGCAUAUGUUGUGCUGACUAGUGUGAAUCUCUUCAUUGGCAUCAAUGGCAGUGUGGCCACCUUUGUCCUGGAGCUCUUCACCAACAACAAGCUGAAGGACAUCAAUGACAUUCUGAAGUCUGUCUUCCUCAUCUUCCCCCACUUCUGCCUGGGGCGGGGACUCAUUGACAUGGUGAAAAACCAGGCCAUGGCUGAUGCUCUGGAGAGGUUUGGAGAGAACCGUUUUGUGUCCCCUCUGUCGUGGGACCUGGUGGGAAGGAACCUCUUUGCCAUGGCAGUAGAGGGUGUUGUUUUUUUUCUCAUCACAGUGCUCAUCCAGUACAGGUUCUUCAUAAAACCCAGGCCUGUCUAUGCCAAGCUGCCUCCUGUGAAUGAUGAAGAUGAGGAUGUAACCAGAGAGAGACAGAGGAUAAUUAGUGGAGGGGGACAGAGUGACAUCUUGGAAAUCAAGGAGCUAACCAAGAUUUACAGAAUGAAGCGAAAGCCAGCAGUUGAUAGGAUAUGUGUUGGAAUCCCCCCUGGAGAGUGCUUUGGACUCCUGGGAGUAAAUGGUGCUGGCAAGUCAUCCACUUUUAAGAUGCUAACUGGUGAUACAGAUGUGACAGGAGGAGAAGCUUUCCUCAAAGGAAACAGUAUCCUCUCCAACAUUCAAGAAGUCCAUCAGAACAUGGGCUACUGCCCACAGUUUGAUGCUGUUAAUGAACUGCUGACAGGGCGAGAGCACCUGGAGUUCUUUGCUCUCCUGAGAGGUGUUCCAGAGAAAGAAGUCUGCAAGGUUGGCGAGUGGGCAAUUCGGAAACUGGGCCUUGUGAAAUAUGGAGAGAAAUACGCUGGGAAUUACAGCGGGGGGAACAGGCGCAAGCUCUCCACGGCCAUUGCCCUCAUUGGAGGGCCACCUGUGGUGUUCCUGGAUGAGCCAACGACAGGGAUGGAUCCCAAAGCACGUCGUUUCUUGUGGAACUGCGCUCUGAGUGUGAUCAAGGAGGGGAGAUCAGUGGUGCUCACAUCUCACAGCAUGGAAGAAUGUGAAGCCCUGUGCACUCGAAUGGCGAUAAUGGUCAACGGGCGGUUCAGGUGUCUGGGCAGCGUCCAGCACCUAAAGAACAGGUUUGGAGAUGGUUACACCAUAGUGGUGAGAAUUGCAGGGGCAAACCCAGACCUGAAGCCUGUUGAGGAGUUCUUUGGGCAUGCCUUCCCUGGAAGUGUCCUGAAGGAAAAGCAUCGGAAUAUGCUGCAGUACCAGCUUCCUUCUUCACCAUCCUCCCUGGCCAAAAUAUUCAGUAUUCUCUCCCAGAACAAAAAGAGACUCCACAUAGAAGACUACUCCGUUUCUCAGACAACACUUGACCAAGUAUUUGUCAAUUUUGCUAAGGACCAAAGCGACGACGACCAUAGCAAGGACCUGUCAUUACACAAAAACCAGACUGUGGUAGACAUUGCAAUCCUUAAUUCCUUCCUGCAAGAUGAGAAGGUAAAAGAAAGUUGUGUGUGAGCCAAUUUCAUCAAAGAAAUGAUGAGCAGAAUGCAAACUUCCUUUCCCUGGGAUAGGAUACUCCCAAAGAAGAAGCUAGAGGAAAAGAAACUGGACACUCUACUGAUAACCAUUCAAUGCAAUGCAAUUCAAUGCAAUGAAAACAAUUCCUUUACAGGGGCAGUGCCUCAUGGAGUCGUCUUGUACUGUUUUCAAGUGAAAGACUUGAAUUUAGCUCCUUACAGUAUAACUCUGAAGCUGUGGUAAAGCACCCACUAGAUGCUGUGGGCUUUAAACCAUACUGUAUCUUGUUCUGCACAGUAUGUUUUUCUUAGGGUUGCUAAAAUAAUUCACUGAGGAGUCAGGGCCAGUGGUUACUUACAGGUAUUUUAGACAUGCAUGUUUCAGUUUUUAGAACGUUCAUGUCAGGAGUGGGAAUUUGCUGGUGCUACAUCCAUUGCUGGCAAUGAAUGUACCAGAACAGUCAGUGGCAAGAAAAGUCACCACCAGUGUUGUAGCCUUAGAUUGAGAAAACUUACCUGACCAGCUGCUUUUUCUAGACUGGUAUAGAUCAGUAGUGACAAAUCUGAGGCCACAAAGCAGUACUGUGGAGGUGGGAUGGCAAGAGAUGGGCCAUGAUAACCAUGUAUCUUCAUCAGCAAGUUGUGAUAUGCAGAACUGUGUACCCUCCAAAUGCUUAUGAUUGUCCCACCAGCAUCACAAUCAAUAACACACUCUGACUAGGUGUUUGUGUAGUUAAGUACUUUACUGUUCCUUUGAGGUACUGCAGCAGCUGCAUGAAUAUCUAGUGGGAGGAAGUGGGUGAGAAGCAGACCUAGGGUUUGGACCACAGCAGCGAACUCAGUAGUUGUACAAGCUGCUAAUGCCAAGAGCAAAUUCUAAGUCAUGAGCUGUCACUCAGAUUUGUAGUAUCUGCUCUUUAACCUCUCACAAGUUCCUGCCUGUUCUCUUGUCCCAUUGCUGGGCACCCCCAAGCAGAGCCUGGUCCAUCCUCUGACAGACAUGGAUGAGGUCCCCUCUCAGUGUCUCUUCUCAAGGCUGAACAGCCCCAGCUCCCUCAGCCUUUCCUCAUAAGGAGAUGCUCCAGUCCCUUUAUCAUCUCCACAGCCUCUGCUGCACCUGCUCCAGGAGCUUUCUCUUGUCCUGAGGAGCCCAGACCUGGACACAGCAGUGCAGAUGUGCCUCACUAGGGCUGAGCAGAGGGGCAGGAUCACCCCCUGACCUGCUGGUAAUGCUCUUCCCAAUGCACCCCAGGAUCCAAUUGCCCUUCUUGUCCCCCAGGACACAGUGCUGGCUUAGGGACAGCUUGUCCACCAGAACCCCCAGGGCCUUCUUUGCAGAGCUGUUCUCCAGCAGAUCAGCCCCAGGCUGUGCUGGUGCCUGGGGCUGUUCCUCCUCAGAUGUAGAUAAGCAAGAAUAAGAUGUAGAAAGACAAGUGGUAGAUUUAUAACUGACCAGUUUACUAUGGUGUUUCUAAUAAGAAAAAAAUACCCAAGCCAAACAUACUGCUCGAAGAUGUUAGUUUUUUAUGUACACCUUUGUCUAUAAUUUGUCCCUUAGUAUUAUAAGGUAAUUGCAGCUUAUAAAUCAGCUGGUAACAUUUUAUCUUCAUUCUGCUGGAAGAGACCUUUCUCUUCACUGAAGUAAUUACUUUUGACAACAAUCCAUUGAAGAGAUCACUGAAGUCUUCACCAGUUACGUGAUUCCAGUCCUUAACUGUAACAUGUAAUUCCUCUGAAAGAACACAGAUAAAAAGUUUAUUUUUCAAGACUAGAAAAGUCCUGGUCCUCCUUUGCUGUAGUUUCCAGAAAUUUCUGCCCCACUGAAGUCAAAUCCAGGGUUCUCUCUUUGGAAUCGCUCCAGUGUAAGCUUCCUCUGCAUCUGGUCCUGUACCCAAGGAUCAGCAGCGUAUUCAUUUUCUAACAGAGAUGUCCAACAGUUUCCAGCAUCUCUAUUUGUCUUCGUUAGAACAAUUCGUAUCAGCUGCCUGUCUUCUAAUGUCCAUGUUCCUUCAUCAGUUACUGUAGAGUCAGAAAGUUUACUCUGCAGCAGCUCCCGCCCUUGUGUGGCCAGCGUGAUGUCACGGCUGCCCAGGCUGCAGCGCUCGUCCUUGGCGCACACCUUGAUGAAAACCUCCUCCUUGGCACACACCUCGAUGAAAACCUCCUCCAGCGCCUGGUACCAGCGGCCCCAGGGCGUCCCGCAGGGCACCGCCCCACCGCGCUCCUCGAACGGCACCGAUAUGGGGCACGGCGGCUCCAGGGGGCACAGCUCGGCACACUUUACCUGCUCUUCAGGCCCUUUAAGGGGUACGAGGGGUCUCUCAUCAAACUCACCUCCAGGCAGCCCGUGGGCUUCGUCAGCUUCAACAGCCGCUCCGAGGCAGAGGCGGUGAAGAACGCUCUGAACAGCAUCUGCUUCGACCCUGAGAUCCCCCGGACACUGCGGCUGGAGUUCGCCAAGGCCAACACCAAGAUGGCAAGAGCAAGCUGGUGGGCACCCCAAAUCCCAGCACCCCUUUCCCCACCACCGUACCUCAGUUCAUCGCCCGGGAGCCCUAUGAGCUCACAGUGCCUGCACUUUACCCCAGUAGCCCUGAAGUGUGGGGGCCGUACGCUCUGUACCCAGCGGAAUUAGCACCUGCUCUGCCUCCUCCUCACCUAUCCCGCUUCGCUGCACUGUCCCAAGAGCUCCCCCAUCCCCCCCCCCUUUUUUUUUCUUUUAAUAAUAAUCACCAGUUUUAUUAUUAAAAAAAUUCCCAGAAAUAAUUAUUCCCAGAAGCGGAGUAGACAAUGUGGAAGUUUCUCUCCUCUCCCUGAGACAAAGUACAGGAAAUAGUUUGUAAACCGCAGGGACCGCUGCCCUCAGCCCCCCAUGGCCCCCACCCCGCUGACAGAUUUUUUAAUUUUGUUUUUAAACAGUAUUAUUUAUGACUUUAAAUAUGUAGGUAGCAUAAUUAGGGAUUGAAAACACUGUCAGCUGAUCUCUGUAGCCACACUAUUCCUUCACAUUAUGCCCCAAUGCUAUGCUCUCUUUCUAUCUAUUUGGUGGAUAGCUGCAUUCAUGAUGGGGAUGAUGGAAGACUUCCUGAGGUGCAGGUUGAUAGAAAACUUCUGUCUUCUUUAAGCUGACUUCCAGCCCAAAAAGCUCGGCAGCCUCUGCAAAGCAGGAUGUUAAAGGCUGCAGAGCUGCUUCUGUGUAAGCAACAAGGGUGGUGGCAUCAGCAUAAAGCAGCUCCCGGACAAGAUGGUUUAAGGUCUUGGUGUGGGCCUUCAGUUGCCUUAGGUUGAAAAGGCCUCCAUCAGUACUGUAUGGAAUGUAGAUACCGUCCUGAUCCUCGAGGUCUGCCAUGGCCCUUUGGAGCAUCCUGCUGAAAAAGAUUGUGAAUAGGGUUGGUGCGAGAACACAGCCUUGUUUCACACCGUUUUUUAUUAGAAAGGGCUCAGAAAGUGCAUUGCCAUAUCUGACUUGGCCGUGCUGAUCCUCAUGGAGUGAGAUGAUCACUUUAAGGAAUUUAGGGGGACAACCUAAACGUUCCAAAAUCUGCCACAGACCUUUUCUGCUCACAGUAUCAAAAGCCUUGGUGAGGUCAGCAAAGGUUCCAUAGAGACCUUUGUUCUGUUCCCUACACUUCUCUUGCAGUUGUCUGAGAACAAACACCAUGUCUGUGGUGCUCCUGUUGGCUCUGAAACCACAUUGGCUUUCAGGUAGAAUUCCUUCUGCAAUAGUGGGUAUUAGUCUGUUCAAGAGUACUCUUGCCAGGAUUUUGCCAGCAAUGGAGAGCAGAGUAAUACCACGGUAAUUUGAGCAGUCUGAUUUCAUUCCUUUCUUCUUAUACAAAGUGAUGAUGACUGCAUCACAAAGGUCUGAUGGUAGUUGGCCUAGUUCUCAACAGCAUACUGCAAACUCAUGACAUUUAGCAUGGAGUGCAAGGCCCCCAUGUUUCCAGACUUCAGGUGGAAUUCCAUCAAUCCCAGCUGCCUUGCCAGUUUUCACCUGCUGUAUGGCCUUGAGGGUUUCUCCCAUAGUAGGGGCAAUAUCCAAUUCAUUCUUCACCAGUUGUUGUGUGAUGGACUGAAUUGCUGAGUCUUGGACUACAUGGCUAGUACUGAAAAGAGUCUGGAAGUGUUCAGACCAAAGAUUCAGAAUGGAGGUUUUAUCUGUCAGAAGCGUUUGACCAUCUGUGCUGAGUAGAGGGCUUUGGACCUGGUAUGUAGGCCCAUAUGCUGUUUUCAAGGCCUCAUAGAAUCCUCUGUGAUCACCCAUAUCUGUGCAUAAUUGAGUUUUUUCUGCUAGAUUGGUCCACCACUUGUUCUGGAUGUCACGGAGUUUCUGCUGGAGCUUGCUGCAUGCGAGACGAAAGGCAGCUUUUCUUACGUGACAGGAUGGCAGUGCAAGGUGUGCUUUGUGAGCAGUUCUCUUCUUCCUCAACAAUUCCUGGAUCUCUUGAUUGUUUUCAUCAAACCAGUCCUUGUUCCUCUUGAAGGAGAACCCUAAGAAUUCUUCAGAGGACUGCAGGAUGCUAUUUUUAAUAUGUUGCCAAAGUGUUUCAGGAGAGGGAUCUAUAGAAUGAUUUUCGAGCCUAGUUUGAAGAUUUGCCUUAAAUCUGUCUCUUACUGUGGCUGUUUGAAGAUUGUUAACUUGGAGUCUCCUCCUUGGGAUACGUUAUACAUGUGACAACUGCUUCAGUAAAAAUCCCCUUGGAGAACAAGAUAGUUUGAAAUAGUAGCACUGCAGUUCAUCAAUCAAUUUUUCAAGUUUUACAAGGCCAGAAUAAUAUUAGAGGGGAAAUGAUAUAGUGAGAACAACAAAUUCUUGUUCACAUUGUACAACAGUCAUGGGAAAGUAUGCUUUCAGGGCCCCUUUGUCUUGCUUUACUUUCAGAAAUGGGUUCAGUAACGAGGUUUGAACCUAAGUGCAGUUCCUGGGCUAUUCCUUUGUCAUGUCUCUGCCUUAAACACCCACACAGUUUCUGCACUACUUCUUGAUGCUACUCCAUGAAUCAAUCAUGGACCAUUUUCUUCUGUGAAUGUUCCUAACAGCCCAGCAAACAAUGAAGAGGCUGGCAUGAGCCUGAAGAAGGUUGAUGACCUAUUUCCAAGUACACUUGGUAACACUGACCAACUCAGCAUUUUUAAAACACAGUUAAACCAAGUUCCCAGUCUCUCCAUGUUCUGUCUUGAGGUGAAGUUAGAGCUUACUCCAGGCUCUGCAGAAGUGCCUUUUCCAUACCUUUUUUUUUUUAAUCUGUAUAAUACAUAGCUAAAGGGGAUUGAGAAAGGAGUGUAAAGGGGAUCGGUAUACCUCACUUUAAACAUACUUUGUUAUUACCUUUAUAGCAUCACUCUAUGGGGAUGAGUACAGGGUGAUGAACACAUCAGACUUCCAGGUGCGAAAACAGCUGAGUUACAGCCAUUGCUCCAUAACAGGCUGCAAGUAUGUUGCAGUAUCAUUGAAACAAGUAGCAUGUACUGGAUGCUUACCACUGCUAAAAACCACUGUUAUGAAUCAGCAUCAAGUCGCUGAAGUGAAGGGCUUAAAGUUUUGCACUGCACCAAACUAGUGCAUGUAGAACUAGAACGAGUUCUAGGAGGAUUUGGAUUUGGUCCUGAAAGGGCUGUGGUUUGCUCUUGGUAGCUGCUCAUUUAAAUUAUUAAUUUAUCAGGAAACAACACUUACGUCAUCCUCUUUCCUUAGCCAAACAAAAAGAUUCUUGAUUCCUGUUGCCCUGUGAUUGUCAUGCUUAAAGGGUCUGCUAUCUGUGCUAAAACGUUACAGUGGAUAUUAACCAAACUAUUUCACAGCUCUGAUCUGCCUUGUUUGUACUGAACAGACAGCAUAAUGCAACACUGGCAUGAAGAUUUGUCAUGGAGUAAGUUCAGACAGCCACUAAUUUACUCGUUCAAGUAUGUGUUGGGGAAAAAUCACUCUAGAGACACACGCAGUAUAUGAACCACUCUUGAUAAUGAAACUGCACUGAGGUGUUAACUUAUUUUAAACUGCAGUACUAUUGACAUGUUGCAUCCCUCUUUGUAGUACAUUUGUAUUUCAGUAAGGAGUUGUUGGAUUUUCCCCUUGGUUAAACCACCACUUUGUGCUUAUCUUUCCCUCCUGAAUUGUAGUUGGCCCUUCGUUCCAAGCACUUUAUGCUAUCUGUAAUGGGAUCUAUUUUUGCACUGGAAUAUCUGUUAACUUUGCAAAAAUCUAGAGAGAUUUCACAACUGAAAUUUCUAAGUUAAAUCCUUAAGUGGACAUUUUCAUUAAAAACAACAAAAAAAGUAUAUAUAUUUGUAUUUGCUAAUAUCUGUUAUGUGAAGUAUUAAAAGGCACUCUGCCUUGUAUUAAGUAAAAAAUAAAGCUGUUUUAGCACCA